Drosophila yakuba is the source of this 2468-nucleotide messenger RNA. RefSeq names its product E3 SUMO-protein ligase PIAS1 (gene Su(var)2-10). Gene Ontology annotation, biological process: regulation of transcription by RNA polymerase II; protein sumoylation. The coding region runs from base 178 to 1920 and encodes 580 amino acids. Lineage: Eukaryota; Metazoa; Arthropoda; Insecta; Diptera; Drosophilidae. Gene Ontology annotation, molecular function: SUMO ligase activity; zinc ion binding; transcription coregulator activity. The transcript is spliced from 8 exons. The record is from RefSeq and is a predicted model, not a curated record.
ACUCUAGUCGGCCCACCGCGACGACGCCGCGUAAAAUAUUUUGGUUUCCUCGCAUUCGUUAGAGAACCGCGGCAAUUGUUUGUUUUUAUGUGUGGUGCGCGUCCCAGGCAAAUGCAAACGAGUCCGCGACUUCAAUUGCUGAACGCCUAACGCCGCCAAGGAAAGAAAAUAACAGUAAUGCGAAAGACCCGCUCGCAGACGGCUCGCACGCAGGCGGAAAAUGCCGCAACAUCCUCGAGCCCAGGGCACCAAUCGACGUCGUCAGCGCCAAUAGCAGUUAAUCCCUUUGAUGCCAGCAAGUACAAGGAAUGUGAGCAAAUGGUGCAGAUGCUUCGAGUGGUCGAGCUGCAAAAAAUCCUGUCGUUUCUGAACAUCUCAUUCGCUGGACGAAAAACCGACCUGCAGAGCCGCAUCCUCUCGUUCUUGCGCACCAACUUGGAUCUGCUUGCCCCGAAGGUCCAGGAAGUCUACGCCCAGUCCGUGCAGGAACAAAACGCCACGCUGCAGUACAUCGACCCAACCAGGAUGUACUCGCACAUCCAGCUGCCGCCCACCGUGCAGCCCAAUCCGGUGGGCCUUGUGGGCAGCGGCCAAGGCGUGCAGGUGCCCGGCGGCCAGAUGAAUGUAGUCGGCGGCGCACCCUUCCUCCAUACACACAGCAUUAACAGCCAGCUGCCAAUUCACCCUGAUGUGAGGCUGAAGAAGCUAGCCUUCUACGAUGUACUCGGGACACUGAUCAAACCUUCAACCCUGGUGCCACGCAACACUCAGCGCGUCCAAGAGGUGCCUUUCUACUUUACACUAACGCCGCAGCAGGCCACCGAGAUCGCCUCCAAUCGCGACAUCCGCAACAGCUCCAAGGUGGAGCACGCCAUUCAGGUGCAACUGCGCUUCUGCCUUGUAGAGACUUCAUGCGACCAGGAGGACUGCUUCCCGCCGAACGUAAACGUUAAGGUGAACAACAAGCUGUGCCAGCUGCCUAAUGUCAUUCCUACAAACCGACCAAAUGUGGAACCCAAGCGUCCGCCGCGACCCGUCAAUGUCACCUCCAAUGUAAAGCUGUCACCUACCGUUACCAACACCAUCAUGGUGCAGUGGUGUCCGGACUACACGCGUAGCUACUGCCUGGCCGUAUACCUGGUAAAGAAGCUUACCUCAGCACAGCUUUUGCAGCGAAUGAAGACCAAGGGCGUAAAACCGGCAGAUUACACGCGUGGCCUGAUCAAGGAAAAGCUAACUGAGGAUGCUGACUGCGAAAUAGCCACCACUAUGCUAAAGGUGUCGCUUAACUGCCCAUUGGGCAAGAUGAAAAUGCUGUUGCCUUGUCGAGCAUCAACCUGCUCCCAUCUGCAAUGCUUCGACGCCAGUCUCUACCUGCAAAUGAAUGAGCGUAAGCCCACAUGGAACUGCCCCGUAUGCGACAAGCCGGCCAUUUAUGACAACCUGGUCAUAGAUGGCUACUUCCAGGAGGUGUUGGGAUCGUCGCUUUUAAAGAGCGACGAUACUGAGAUUCAACUUCAUCAGGAUGGAUCUUGGAGCACACCAGGACUACGGAGCGAGGCGCAGAUCCUUGAUACGCCUUCAAAACCCGUUCAAAAGGUUGAGGUUAUAUCAGAUGACAUAGAACUUAUUUCGGACGACGCCAAGCCAGUAAAGAGCGAUUUGUCCCCGGCACCCGACGAGCAGCCAACAUCCACGUCAAACAGUGAAACUGUUGAUCUAACGUUAAGCGAUUCAGACGACGACAUGCCGCUGGCUAAGCGUCGUCCACCCGCCAAGCAAGCCGUUGCCAGUUCCACGUCGAACGGCAGCGGUGGCGGCCAACGUGCCUACACCCCGGCACAGCAGCCCCAGCAAUCCGCGGUCUGCGCAAUGAUUACAGCGGAGUUCGAUGAAAUUAAUGGCCCUAUGCACUACUAACAAUAAAACUAAGACUAAGCGUACACCUAAAUCAGAUGUUAGUCAUAAGCCCUGCCUAUGCGAGUUGGACCUAUUCCUAUACCUAAACUCGAAGCGAGAGGAAGCAGGCCAGCCGCGCCACCGACAUUAAGUUAGUUAAGUUAUUUUAGUUGAACUAAGGAUUCUGUUCGGAUUGGAGGCGGUGUUGUGUGGAGUGGAGUUGGAGGGUGCGCUGUCCUCGCAUUUGAAUUGCGUUGCAAGGCAGGCAUUAAAGGUCCAUAGUAUUGGAAACAAACAAAGGCGUUUUUAUAAAUGAAAUCAAUUGGAAACGACGGAUUAGGUAUGUUACGGCGUCUAGCUAGACGCUCGGUUGAAAAAGCCCCUGACAUUUGUUGGUGUAUUUAAGCUCAAACCGUACCACCACGGAUUUAUAUAUUAAGAUUUUAAAUUGAACAAUGCUUUGACUAUGAUUCGAUGCAAACCCUUCUAAAUAUCUGAACGAACAAAUAUGAAAUCAAUGUACAAGGAGAUGUGUACUUUAACUAUAUUAUUAAACAAUUUUCAACCAA